GCAAACCGUGUUGCUAUCGAGGAUCAUGUAAAUAUUUUGAAGCGUUUCCUAUCUUCCAGUUUCAUUUUAAUCUAUAAAACUGUGAGGCAUUACAGGAAAAGGGAAUAGAAAACUUGACAGCUACUGUGGUGUUUAACAUUGAUUGCCAAACAUGGAUGAAGAUGAUCUAGAUUUCAUGCCACACUCACAAGUACAGAAUCAAACACGUGAGGCGAGGCAGGGUAGAAGAGCAGGGGACCGGCCUGGGACCGGAGCAGCAGCAGCAGGAGCUGUAAACGGUGCUCUCAUGAAUGGUGACAUUCCGACCAGACCAACUAGACGCACUGCAGGAUGGAGUGAAUCACAAAGAAAAAAAGGUGCUGCAGAACCAGAAGAUGAAAGACUGAGAGCAAGCUCACCAUUAAAGGAUGAUGAAUCAGAUGGACCCAAGGAAAUCAUAGAACCAGAGAUUCCAGUGAUCCCAGAUCUCGAUGAGGUUAAUGAAGAGGACAUGGCUAACCAGGUUGCGCAGGCUCCUAGCGUCACAGUGAACAGAGUGGCAACAUACAGGGAACUAGACCAUGAUCUGCUUAAGAAUGCUGCCUUUCUUACAUUGGAUAACGAAGUAGAUCUUAAAUUACUCACCAAGUGCUUGCAGCCUGAAUUUGAGGUCGUUGAGGAGGAUAAGCCAUGGGAGUGGGAACGACUCUUCACCGAAGUCUCAUCAGAGCUAAACCUGGAAUGGGACAGGGCACAAAACUACAACAAUGAUGAGGUGGAAUGAUCGUAAGGCAUUCUCUGCUUUGUAACUCUUACGCACCAACGUGAUUCACCUGCAUCUUCAUCUGGCUCUUGAUGCCAUGAUGUCAUGAUCCCCAUUAUAUUUUGACAAGCAUUAUAGUCAUGAACACGAACAGUGAGGAAAGGAUGAUCUCUUCAUAGUUGUUUACCUUUGAACAGAGAUGCCUGCUUAUUAUUCCUGGCAGUACUAUGAAACUAUUUGGGUAGUGGGAUCUCAAUCCAAGUUUCACAAGGUUGUCUGUAACAAGAACUUACAUUUUUUAUCAAAUAUCUUACUGUUUCUCAGAAUGGAGACUAGAUGGGACAGUGUUUUAAGAAUGCGUUAGACAGACAUGUUAUUUUAUAAUUUAUUUAAUUUAAUUCUGAUUGGCAUGUAUUACCUUUAGGAAUGAUCUGGAAUAUUGUAAAGUAUGCUUUAGAAUAAAAGCAAUACAAACAAACAGACAAACAAACGUAGAAGUUGUUUGUAAUAGAUAUGGAUAUAAUAUCAUGAGUUUGUCACUUGUCAUUUCAUGUGUACACUGACAAACUUUCUAAUAGUAGGUGAGUACUCUAGUAAGAGUUAAUUAUAUGAGUCUAUACUAGGAAAUUACUACUAUUAUCUAAUCCUGAUUAUAUGCAUGUUAAUACUCGCAAACGAGAGUGGGAGACACUUGAGGUGUGGUUACAGGCUUCAUGCAUAUGCAGCAAUAUAUGUCACAAUCAAUAGUGGCUGUAGAUAUACUAUAUCAAGAGAACGUAACCUGUUCUCACGGAGCUCACGGUGCAAGUGUAUAUGUUCUUCAUUAUAUUAAACACAUACUCACUAAAUGUGUUGCGUUUAGUGUGAAAAUAGUAAAAAGCAUUCCGUCCACAUUGAUACGUGUUAUAUAAAUCGCACAUGAAUAAGAAUGUUUGGUGUCUGUAAAUACUGUGUAAUUACUGUAUAAAUACUAUGUAAAAUAAACAUUCAAGACGAAAAAUUGUCA
Messenger RNA from Priapulus caudatus, 1748 nucleotides. RefSeq names its product intraflagellar transport protein 43 homolog A-like. The coding region runs from base 152 to 763 and encodes 203 amino acids. The record is from RefSeq and is a predicted model, not a curated record. The transcript is spliced from 11 exons. Gene Ontology annotation, biological process: intraciliary retrograde transport. Gene Ontology annotation, cellular component: intraciliary transport particle A; cilium. Lineage: Eukaryota; Metazoa; Priapulida; Priapulimorpha; Priapulimorphida; Priapulidae.